This is a messenger RNA of Eruca vesicaria subsp. sativa (arugula), 579 nucleotides long. NCBI's taxonomy places the organism in Eukaryota, Viridiplantae, Streptophyta, Magnoliopsida, Brassicales, Brassicaceae. The record is from the annotation of a GenBank genome assembly.
AUGACCGAAACCGCAUUUUCUCAAAACUGCGGUAGAACCGGUUGUAAAGGCAACAUGUGCUGCAGCAGGUGGGGAUAUUGUGGCACCACAAACGCCUACUGUGGCACGGGAUGUCAGAGUGGACCUUGCAAAUCCAAGCCUAAACCUACUCCAACUCCCAGCGGUAGUGGCGGUCUAAAUGCUGGUCCUCGCGGUACCAUAGCGAGCGUUGUCACACCAGCAUUCUUCAACGGCAUCAUGAGUAAAGUUGGACGUGGUUGCCCAGCCAAAGGGUUCUACACUCGCCAGGCAUUCAUCGCAGCCGCUCAAUCGUUUGCAGCCUACAGAGGAACCGUUGCUAAGCGAGAGAUUGCAGCCAUGUUGGCUCAGUUUUCUCACGAAUCUGGAAGUUUCUGCUACAAAGAAGAAAUAGCUAGAGGAAGAUACUGCCAAGCUAGCACUGUCUACCCUUGUCAACCGGGAAAGAACUACUACGGUCGUGGAAACUCUAUCUCAUUAUCCAAUAAACAUAUUUCCCUUUUCUACACAUUAGACAGUUUUAUAUUCUCCACACAUCAUCGAGAUGAUGAUUCUUUUUGA